This is a messenger RNA of Knipowitschia caucasica, 1062 nucleotides long. The record is from the annotation of a GenBank genome assembly. NCBI's taxonomy places the organism in Eukaryota, Metazoa, Chordata, Actinopteri, Gobiiformes, Gobiidae.
AUGCUCAUCAUCUCGUCUCGCAGCGCACUGCUGUCCGUCUACUAUCCACAGAUCUUCCUCAUUCUCACCAGUGGUAGCUACCUAGCGCUGUCCUCGGUGGUGGCUCUAGGGGCCAACAUUAUAUGUAAUAAGAUCCCAGGACUGGCCCCACGACAGAGAGCCCUGUGCCAGAGCCGACCGGACGCCAUCAUCGUGAUUGGGGAGGGGGCACAGCUGGGCAUCAAUGAGUGCCAGUACCAGUUCAGAUACGGCCGCUGGAACUGCUCUGCUCUGGGGGAGAGAACGGUGUUCGGACAAGAGCUCAGAGUAGGCAGCCGUGAGGCAGCCUUCACCUAUGCCAUUACAGCGGCUGGAGUGGCCCAUGCAGUGACCGCUGCCUGCAGCCAGGGCAAUCUCAGCCAAUGUGGCUGUGACAGAGACAAGCAGGGAUACCAUGACCAGGAGGAAGGCUGGAAGUGGGGAGGCUGCUCAGCAGAUGUUAAAUAUGGCGUGGAAUUCUCCCGGAGGUUUGUGGAUGCACGGGAGAUCAAGAAGAACGCUCGGAGACUCAUGAACUUACACAACAAUGAAGCAGGAAGAAAGGUCCUGGAGGAGCACAUGAAGCUGGAGUGUAAAUGUCAUGGCGUGUCGGGCUCCUGCACCACAAAGACGUGCUGGAUCACACUGCCCAAGUUCAGGGAGAUUGGCUACUUGUUGAAAGAACGCUACAGCGAGGCCGUGCAGGUGGAGCCGGUGCGUGCGUCUCGCCUCAGACAGCCCUCAUUCUUGCGUUUAAAAAUGGCAAGGGGCUACCAGAAGCCCACAGACAGAGACCUGGUGUACCUGGAGCGCUCGCCCAACUACUGUGAAGAGGACAAAAUCACAGGGAGCACAGGCACACGUGGAAGGCUCUGUAACGGGACUUCCCCUUCCGCCGACGGCUGCAACGCUAUCUGCUGCGGGCGAGGGUUCAACAGCCACCAGUACACCAGAGUGUGGCAAUGCAACUGCAAGUUCCACUGGUGCUGCUUUGUCAAGUGCAACACGUGCAGCGAGAGAUCGGAGGUCUUCACAUGCAAAUGA